AUGUCGCAGUCCCCUUCCCAGCUAUCAGCGAUCACCGCGUCUACCACCUCCCACCAGCCAUCGACGUAUCAUUCAGUACCCGGCGUGAUCUUGUUCAACACGCCCUCGACCACAGGCUCGCCCGCGCACCGCGGUUCAUUCACCGGGGAACGGGACGCUCAGCCAGACCAGCCUGGACACGCCGCCGGCCGGCUGAGGCUAGAUUUAGUUGCACUUUUUGUCCAAGCGUCUUCCCGGCAAAGCACAACUACAAAUAUCAUAUGCAAGCUCGCCGAGGGAGAGACCCCAUAG
Molecule: messenger RNA, 291 nt
Organism: Pleurotus ostreatus (oyster mushroom)
Lineage: Eukaryota; Fungi; Basidiomycota; Agaricomycetes; Agaricales; Pleurotaceae
Exons: 2
Coding region: 1-291 (96 amino acids)
Source: RefSeq, a predicted model, not a curated record